This is a messenger RNA of Drosophila kikkawai, 1111 nucleotides long. It is a transcript of the gene Vti1a, whose product is annotated as Vesicle transport through interaction with t-SNAREs 1a. Gene Ontology annotation, cellular component: late endosome membrane; SNARE complex; Golgi apparatus. The record is from RefSeq and is a predicted model, not a curated record. Gene Ontology annotation, biological process: macroautophagy; Golgi to vacuole transport; vesicle fusion with Golgi apparatus. Gene Ontology annotation, molecular function: SNARE binding; SNAP receptor activity. Lineage: Eukaryota; Metazoa; Arthropoda; Insecta; Diptera; Drosophilidae.
UUGGUCACUCUAAGUCAAUGUUUACGUUUUUCUGCGAAAAAUCAGCAAAUUGUUGCUAAAAAACGUUAUUAUUAUUAACAAAACUGGCCCAAAACCGCACAAAUGUCGCUGCUCAAUCAAUACGAGCAGCAGUAUGCAUCGCUAAUAGCCGAAAUCACCGCCCAUAUUGGACGGUUACAGCAGCAGAACAACAACAGUGAACGCAACGAUUUGUGCAGCAAGAUCGAUGCCAGUCUGCCGGAAGCCCAGGAGCUGCUGGAGCAGAUGGGCCUUGAGGUUCGCGAACUGAAUCCCACCCAGCGCAGCAGCUUCAAUGGUAAACUGCAGGUGGCACAGGCCGAGCUGAAGCGCCUGCAGGCGGAGUACAGACAGACCAAGGACAAGCAGCGCGCCCAGGCACACAACACCUUCACCACCUUGGAUCUGGGCGAUAGCUACGAGGAUGUGACCAUCAGCACCGAUCAGCGGCAGCGAUUGCUGGACAACUCGGAGCAGAUCGAACGCACGGGCAACCGGCUAACCGAAGGCUAUCGCGUGGCUUUGGAAACGGAACAGUUGGGCGCCCAGGUGCUGAAUGACCUGCAUCAUCAGCGGGAGACGCUCCAGGGAGCCAGAGCUCGCUUAAGGGAAACCAAUGCCGAGAUCAGUCGAGCCUCGCGCACCUUGAACAACAUGAUGUUGAGGGCUAUGCGCGAGAAGGUGGUCCUCUAUGGCGUUGGUGUCUGCUUUGUGGUAGCCGUGGGCGUCAGCAUUUACCUAACCUUUGCUCCCGGCUCCUCGGUCACCUCGUAGUCAUCCACGUAGCUCAGAAAUAACCAAUGAUAGUUCGAUUGUAGGCCAAGUUUAGCCAUUCCAAUUUGUCGUAUGUUGAUUAUUUAUUGUUUUAGCAUAUAUUUUACCUUUACGCGUUACAUAUUCCGUGGAAGAAAGCUUCAAACUUACGCACUAAGCUAAAUACGCUCUAGGGUGGGUGCAUUAGUUUUACCAGAAAAAUGUUUAGGAACAAAGAGUAAUCCCUGGGUUACACAAUUUUAUACGUAAAACCAAAAACUUUGUAUUAUAUUUUGCCCUAAGAAAAUUUCCAUAAAAAAAUAACAUUUCCCUUUAGAAA